GACUCCGUAGGAUCUGCCGGGAUAUGUUCCUUCUACAAGUACACGGAUAGGAAGACACUAAAAAACUUUUUUUAUAACUAUUUCUUCGUUGGCUUCUGGGGCGUCAACUGCGGAUUGUAUAAUUACUGAGCGUCGCAUUUUUGUUUUGAAGAUAAUAUUUUUUUAAACAGUUGCACAGAUCGCGGGAUCACCUUGAAUGCAGGCUAUAAUUUAUCCAAGUUUCGGUAUAGGUCUUCGAAAUCACCAGUGUCUUAUUUUCAUUCUGCGAACUCGUGAAUAAGCGUUCUUUCCAAACAUUGCCCAUAUCAUUAAAACAUUCUUAUUAUUAUUUUGCGCGUGCCGCUGCAAUGUCAUUUUCAACUCGGAUUUUUCUCAACACCGCUUCGCUGAUCUGAAGGACCAUGCUGAUCUAUCGGCUGUUCAUCUGCAAUCAAAGGAACAGGGGCCGGGGGCAGCGGAGCGUACAAGUGCAAAUGUGAAUAAACCCUGAAUUAAACAUCGAGGCAGUAAAAAAAAACAAAAACUACUGAUAUCAUAUAAUUGCGGUUUACACGGCGUGGAGGGAGGAGGAGGACCGCUGAGAAAUCUGCUUACACGUUACUCUCAUCGAGGGAUGGUACUGAGUUCCCCGUGGCCAGGAGCAACUUUGAGGCUCCUACAGAAUACGUUUAUCUACUUCUGGGGAAAAUCGAAAUUAAAGGGAGAUGAGAACCACACUUUAUUAUUUCACCUGCGCCUUGUACCUGCUGCACGCCGCCACUGAGGAACUUCAACUGCCACAGGAGCUGAUCGAGAGGAUUUCUCACAGCGAAAUCCACAGCAUCAGCGACCUCCAGCGGCUGCUGGAGAUAGACUCCGUAGGUGCCGACAAUGAGGUCCUGGAGGAGCCCAAGCCCAAGUACCACAAGGACUACUCCUCCAGCUACUCAGACCUGAAGAGCGCCCAGAUCCACAGCCGCAGGAAGAGGAGCAUCGAGGAAGCGGUCCCCGCCGUCUGUAAGACGCGGACGGUGAUCUACGAGAUCCCGCGCAGCCAGGUGGAUCCCACCUCCGCCAACUUCCUGAUCUGGCCGCCGUGCGUGGAGGUGAAGCGCUGCACGGGCUGCUGCAACACCAGCAACAUGCGCUGCCACCCGUCCCGCAAACACCACCGCACCGUGAAGGUGGCCAAGGUGGAGUACGUGCGGAGGAGGCCCAAACUGAAGGAGGUGCUGGUGCGGUUGGAGGACCACCUGGAGUGUGUGUGUACGGCGCAUCAUCACCUGGUGGAGCACUCAGAGGCAGAGACAGCGGACGUGAGGUGAGCUGGAACUGGGGACUUCUGCACUGGGGAGGGGGGGGUGUGGUCGAAGAGCCCCCCCCCCCUCCUGUUGCCUCUUAAAAAGAACAGUCAUAAUAUCAAAGACAAUGUAAAGUGAAUAAACAUGCCAAAGGUGCUUUCUUACCCGUGACUUCGUCUGCGACGCUUAGCAGACCCAAUCAAUCGAACGUUGAUGACGGCGAUGAGGAGGAGGGGGGGGGGGUUUGGCAAUGAGGAUGAUGACGGUGCUCUGCACGUUUGAGAGGAAGGACAGAGGAGACCCCCCGUCUCGAUCGCCUCUCCCUGAACGCUAAAGUAUGGACAAACGGGAAAUAAAAACUGCAGAAGAAGAGUAACGCCCCCUUCCCCCCCCCCCCGAAAAAGAGACUGAGGGAGACGCCUCAGAGAGAGGGACUCUGGGUGCGGCUGGUUUGGGCUGGAAGAGCCGGCUUCUUGGAGGAUCGGGAGAGGGACGGUUCCUGAUGUUCGGGGACUGACGGGGCCCAAGGCCGGGGCCACACGGGUCACCGUCAACUACUGACUGUCCACAAGAGAAGGAGAGAGAGGAACAGAGGGAGGGAAAAAGAGAGACUAGGUUGGAUUACCAAGCCUACUUUCCGGGACCUUCUGUCAUGCAACGGAAGCGCAACCUUCAGGCAUUCUCCUUUUGUUUAUUUUUUUUUCCGUUGAACGCCAUUUGGCGCACUCCCUCUCCGUCUUCCUCCGCGGAGUCCUCCCGGAACACAACAAACUGGAUUUUUUCUUUUUUUGCUUGGACGAUGAGUUUAUUUUAUUUUUGCCUUAUUUUAUUUUGUUCAUAGAUAAAAAGUCCUAUAUCCUCCUUUUUUCUUUUUUUUUUGUAAGCUGUUGUUUUCGUUAUCGGUUGAUUGUAUGUCCGUCGGUUUGUACAGAUCCUUAAAGGGCAUUGGAAGCCCUCUCUACCCCAGUAAUUGCUACUAAUAAACUAUUUAUAUGCGUGAAUGACAUUUUUUUUUUUUCUUUUUUUUUUUUUGGAUUAUGCUCCCCUCGAAAGUAAAUGUAUGAGUUGGUGACAUCUGGUCACGACUCAACAGCCAACUUUUAAAUCUCAGUGUUUUCUAGUUUGCUGUUGGCUGUCUUAUUUUUCGGCGUGUUGAAUCAAUCUGAAAUGUAGUAUAUCGGCUGGUAAUAUGUAACGAUGAAUUGGGGCGAGGGGUGUGACAGAAAAGGAAAAUGCUUUAUUUUUGGUAAAAACAAAUGAUGAUAUAUAUAUAUAUAUUAUGCUUACUUAUAUUCAAGCAGGAAGUAUAUGUUUUUUUAUCUUUUGUUGUGGUGUAAUGCAUUUUAUCUAAAGAAAGAAAGAAAGAAAGGAAAAUGAAAGAAAGCCAAACUGGAGAUCCAGUCCUUGUAGCCGUGAGGGAAGUCCAGCUCAUGCAGUCUGAGAGGCAGUGGGGCUCUCCAUGGAGAAUUAGUGGAGUGGAGUCUACACACACACACACACACACACAUACACACACACAUACACACACACACAUACACACAUAUACACACACACACAUACACACAUAUACACACACAUACACACACACACAUACACACAUAUACACACACACACACACACACACACAUACACACAUACACACAUAUACACACGCACACACACACACACUACCCUGCCUCUGCUCAUACUCCCCCAAACACACUGGACAGAUGGCCUUGAUAUGUGAACACACGGCUUACACACUCAUUGUACAGCAGGGUUUCACAUUGAAAAGCACACUGACAUUAAGCACACACACACACAGGCACACACACACACACAGACACACACACGUACGCACAUGUAUAUGCACACACGCCUUACUCAGUACUUAUUGCAGCUUUGUUAUGUUAUAUGCAUAGUUGUCUCUCAGUUGUUGGUCAGGUGGACUUUGGGACGUAACACAUAUAAACCUGCACACACACACACAGAGCCCCUUAACCCAGCCCUCGCCUGUCUGAGGAGUGUUGUGUAAGCCACCACUCUUUGAUGUCUCUCACACACACACACACACACACACACACAGGUGGCUGAUAAGGCAGGGGUUAAGUCCAGUAACAUUGUGGGCCAGGGGCGUUCCCGAAUUCCACGUUCACGGCGAGCGAGCAGGUGCGGGACUGGUGCACAAACGUAAACCUUUCGGUUCCCACAAUGCACCUCUCCACCAAGAGCGCGCCUGGCUCAGCCCAAGGGUGGGAGCGUAUCUGCAUGUUUAAAAUGGUGCUGCACACAGUUUUUGGUGAAAACUGUUUGAUCACAGGCCUUGGAUAGGAGGCACAGCAUUUGUUCCUGGGUCUUUAUUGUGACACUGAUUGUGCUGUCUAAAGCAAUGCCUGCUGCUGUUUAAUGUUGAUACGACCCAGCUGGUUGAAGUGUAAAAGUGAUGUAAUUGGUGCUAUACUUUAAAAGUUAGAAAGAGAACUUUCUCCAUUUUUGCCUUGUCCAUACUGUUGCCGUUCACACUUUUCUGAAAGGGGGGUUGCCCUCCUAUCAGGGACCAGUGCUAUGGUCAACCAUACAGUCGCUAAGCUUUUUAACUUUUUAUUUUUAUUUUGUAUUAUUUUUUUUGACAGCUUUUUCCUUUUUUUUUGUUUGUUUAUUUCUGGCCUUCUUUGGAUAGAAUAACAAUGACUAUAAUUUAUAUAUUUAUGGUUUCAAUAAUAAAUAUAUUUCUGCUUAUCAAACGUCAUAAGAAAA
Conger conger (European conger) is the source of this 4016-nucleotide messenger RNA. RefSeq names its product platelet-derived growth factor subunit A-like. The transcript has 6 exons. Gene Ontology annotation, biological process: positive regulation of MAP kinase activity; positive regulation of cell migration; platelet-derived growth factor receptor signaling pathway. The record is from RefSeq and is a predicted model, not a curated record. Gene Ontology annotation, cellular component: membrane. Bases 705 to 1304 code for a protein of 199 amino acids. Lineage: Eukaryota; Metazoa; Chordata; Actinopteri; Anguilliformes; Congridae. Gene Ontology annotation, molecular function: growth factor activity; platelet-derived growth factor receptor binding.